CAGCACCUUUUGGGAGGGUGAGAGGUCAGUGAAUGGCUGGUGGGUGGGUGAAGGACACAGUGCCAACCAUGUGACACUGCCCACUCUUCCAGAUCCUGGAAAACACACCCCAGAGCCACGUGGACCACUCCUCCCUCAAACUGGCCCUGGAGCGGGCUGAGGAGCUGUGCUCACAGGUGAAUGAGGGAGUUCGAGAGAAGGAAAACUCAGACCGGCUGGAGUGGAUUCAGGCGCAUGUCCAGUGCGAAGGUCUCGCAGAGCAACUUAUUUUCAACUCCCUCACCAACUGCUUGGGGCCCCGGAAGCUUCUGCACAAUGGAAAGCUAUACAAGACCAAGAGCAACAAGGAGCUACACGGGUUCCUUUUCAAUGACUUCUUGCUUCUCACCUACAUGGCCAAGCAGUUUGCUGUUUCCUCUGGCUCUGAGAAACUUUUCAGCUCCAAGUCCAACGCUCAGUUCAAAAUGUAUAAGACGCCCAUUUUCCUGAAUGAAGUGUUGGUGAAACUUCCCACAGACCCUUCCAGCGAUGAGCCUGUCUUCCACAUUUCCCACAUUGACCGGGUCUACACCCUCCGAACAGAAAACAUUAACGAGAGGACAGCCUGGGUGCAGAAGAUCAAGGCGGCAUCUGAGCAGUAUAUCGACACUGAGAAGAAGAAACGAGAGAGGGCUUAUCAAGCACGCUCUCAAAAGACUUCAGGUAUUGGGCGUUUAAUGGUGCAUGUCGUUGAAGCUACAGAGUUAAAGGCCUGUAAGCCAAAUGGAAAGAGCAAUCCAUACUGUGAAAUCAGCAUGGGCUCCCAGAGCUACACCACCAGAACCCUCCAGGACACACUAAAUCCCAAGUGGAAUUUUAACUGCCAGUUCUUCAUUAAGGAUCUUUAUCAAGAUGUGCUGUGUCUCACGAUGUUUGACAGAGACCAGUUUUCUCCCGAUGAUUUCCUGGGUCGUACUGAAGUUCCAGUGGCAAAAAUUCGAACAGAACAGGAAAGCAAAGGCCCUACAACCCGUCGACUACUGCUGCACGAGGUCCCCACCGGGGAGGUCUGGGUCCGCUUUGACCUACAGCUGUUUGAACAAAAAACUCUCCUGUAGGGCUGGUGGAGGGGCUCAAGUGAUUGAACACUUGCCUAGCAAGUGUGAGGCUUUGAGUUCAAUCCCCAGUACCACCAAAAAAAAAAAAACCAGACAAAACUCUCCUGUAGGAGACUGGAGAAGACAGCAGGAGGGGACCUAACCCACAAGGCUGGGGCUGAAGAGCAUCAAACAGCUUCAUCUAUCACAAAGCCACGCAUGCUGGGGCCUGUAUUUUAUUGCACACUGAACUGCUAGCAAUCUAUGCAAACAUCUUCCUUAUGAAUAAACAAACCCACAGCACAGUGCCUUGUACUAGUGUUAACAUGUUCAGCUGUGUUAGAUGCCAGGGGUUCCAUUUUCAGGGCUAUAAAAGCAUUAUGUGGAAAUGUGGCGUCAGACCACCAGUUGUUACCACUGCGGAGUAGUUGAGGAAGGCGGAACCAUUCUACACCGUGUGGCCUCUACUGGGUCACAGCACUCAGGACGGGAGGGGUUGGGAUGAAAGGCUGCAGCCUCUGUUUGCAAGCCUCAUACUGAAAUAGCGUCUCCUUGUGCACUGAGAGAGAAACCUGAUCAUUUUCUUCCUGGUUCGAUUUUAUCAUUUUCUGCUAAGACAAUAGAGUUUGAAAUACAAGGGGAAAGCUUGAUGUACUUUAAAUACUGUGAACUCUAAUAAUGUGGAAAAUAUUUUUCAACUUUAAUUUUCAGAAGUAUAAAUUAUUUAUAUAAAUUCCUUGUUUUUGCAUAUUUCAUAGGACAUGCAUCUUUAAGCUUUAUCGUUGCCAAUAUGUACAG
Castor canadensis (American beaver) is the source of this 1874-nucleotide messenger RNA. The record is from RefSeq and is a predicted model, not a curated record. Lineage: Eukaryota; Metazoa; Chordata; Mammalia; Rodentia; Castoridae.